CCCUAAGUUCCGUUUGCCCUCUCGCUUCUCCCUCGAACCCUCCCUUUUUGAUCCAAUCUUUGCAAAUCAAUACUUGCCAAGUUCUUCUUCCCCUUUCGCUCGAUCCGCCGUUGAGCCCAUUCGAAGCUUUCUAUCAGCUACUUACUCCAACCUCCGUUAUCUAUUCCACAGUCGUCUCUCGCUCUUGCAGUCCCCGCCGUCCAACAAUCCCUCUCACUAGACAAUCUCACUUUUUGGCCGAGUUCUCUCAUAUUUUAACCGCUUGACUCUGUGGUUUUGGGCUAAUUUACUCUGCAUCUGCUGCGACUUUGAGGUAGUUAAAAGGCAUGGCAACUCUGAAAGACCUUCUUCCUGCUGUAAAGUCAACCACUGUAACUCACUAUGAUCAUUCUAGUGAUCCAUGGUUCAAGCAGCGUUUUAGUUCCUCAGAAGCAGAGCAAACUUCUGUUAUCAAGGCAAAUCCGGUGCCGCCUUACUUGAAGCGUGGUGGGUUUGUUCCAAGGAAAGUAGAGGAUUUUGGAGAUGGUGGUGCUUUUCCAGAGAUUCACAUUGCUCAAUACCCACUUGAUAUGGGUAGAGACAAAUCAUCGAAGCCUGGAUCCAAGAUCCUUCCUAUUACAGUUGAUGCUCAUGGGAAUGUUGCGUAUGAUGCUAUUGUCAAGCAGAAUGAAAAUGCUAAAAAGAUUGUGUAUUCGCAACAUAAAGAUCUCAUUCCAAAGAUUUUGAAAAAUGAUGAAGUGAGUGAUGAAGAUGAAGAGUUGCAGAAAGAGAUUGAAGAAACAACCGAGGAAACGAAGUCUGCACUUGAAAAGAUAGUUAAUGUGAGAUUGAGUGCAGCGCAGCCUAAAAAUGUUGCCAAACAUUCCUCGGAUUCGAAGUUUAUCAAGUAUAAGCCAUCUCAACAAUCAGCUGCGUUUAAUUCAGGUGCCAAGGAGAGAAUAAUUAGAAUGGUGGAGAUGCCAGUUGAUCCACUUGAGCCUCCAAAGUUCAAGCAUAAACGUGUUCCUAGAGCUUCGGGGUCUCCACCUGUGCCUGUUAUGCAUUCCCCUCCUCGUCCUGUCACCGUGAAGGAUCAGCAGGAUUGGAAGAUUCCACCGUGUAUUUCAAAUUGGAAGAAUCCAAAAGGUUAUACAAUCCCACUUGACAAACGACUUGCAGCUGAUGGAAGAGGCCUUCAAGAAGUUCAAAUUAACGAUAACUUCGCAAAGCUGUCUGAAGCUCUGUAUGUUGCAGAGCAGAAAGCAAGAGAAGCUGUUGCAAUGAGAUCUAAGGUUCAGAAAGAAAUGCUUAUGAAGCAGAAGGAGAAGAAGGAGCUGGAGCUUCGAGCAUUAGCUCAGAAAGCCCGGUCUGAGAGAACUGGAGCUGCACCUCCUACAAUUCCCUAUCCAUCUGAGAGAGACACAGUAGAUACCUCUGAGAUGAAAGGCGAGUUUGAGCGUGUACGAGAAAAGGAGAAGGAUUUACCAAAGGAGACAAGGGAGGAAAGGGAAGAGCGGUUGCAGCGGGAGAAGAUUCGUGAAGAACGACGUCGUGAGAGGGAAAGGGAAAGAAGGUUGGAGGCUAAGGAUGCAGCAAUGGGAAAGAAGAGUAAGAUAACAAGAGACAGAGAUCGUGAUAUCAGCGAGAAGGUUGCACUUGGCAUGGCUUCUACUGGAGCAGGUAGAGAGGGAGAAGUUAUGUAUGACCAGAGGCUAUUUAACCAAGAUAAAGGAAUGGACUCCGGAUUCGCAAACGACGACCAGUACAAUAUAUACGACAAGGGCUUAUUUACUGCUCAGCCCACUCUCUCAACUCUUUACAGACCUAAAAAGGAUGCUGAUUCUGAUAUGUACGGCGGCGCUGAUGAACAGUUAGACAAGAUAAUGAAGACGGAUCGCUUCAAACCAGACAAGUCGUUUUCAGGCACUGCAGAAAGGUCUGGACCUAGAGAUAGGCCAGUUGAGUUUGAGAGAGAGGUAGAAGAAGCCGAUCCAUUUGGACUCGAUCAAUUCUUGACCGAAGUGAAGAAAGGUAAGAAGGCUAUGGACAAGGUUGGGUCUGGUGGGACAAUGAGAGCUGGUGCUGGUUCGUCAAUGCGGGAGGGGUAUGAGGGGGGUAGCUCUGGUAGAAGUCGCAUUGGAUUUGAAAGAGGGCAUUAGGUACACAAUGCCAUCAGUUUUAUGAUGUAUUUGAGUUAUAUUACCCACUUGGAUUCUCUUCCUUUCCCAAACUGCUUCUACAAAUGUGUAUUAGAACUUCACUUGUUUGCUGGUUGCCCUUUAUUGAUUGCGCUGUUCUCUA
This is a messenger RNA of Cucurbita pepo subsp. pepo (vegetable marrow), 2280 nucleotides long. Its product is annotated as SNW/SKI-interacting protein. The record is from RefSeq and is a predicted model, not a curated record. Gene Ontology annotation, biological process: mRNA splicing, via spliceosome. Gene Ontology annotation, cellular component: spliceosomal complex. Lineage: Eukaryota; Viridiplantae; Streptophyta; Magnoliopsida; Cucurbitales; Cucurbitaceae.